Molecule: messenger RNA, 1057 nt
Organism: Dendroctonus ponderosae (mountain pine beetle)
Lineage: Eukaryota; Metazoa; Arthropoda; Insecta; Coleoptera; Curculionidae
Product: stress response protein NST1
Exons: 4
Coding region: 116-874 (252 amino acids)
Source: RefSeq, a predicted model, not a curated record
UAUAUGGGCAACACUGUAGCAAUUGACCUGGCAUUCAAUUGCCUUAAGGUUUUGUUUACGCGUUUGUCAUAAUAAUAGAGAAUCAUAUCAAAUAGUAGCUAAAAAUUAUUAAACAAUGUCCAAAAUACGCGAUAGGAGACUGCGGUUUAGCAUCGAACAGGAUUUGCAGCUUCUUAGGGAAGUGAUCAGGCAAAAUCCCUUCGAGGAGGUGGACAGAUGGACAAAAAUACAUGAAAACUUCGUCAAUGAAUGUAACGUGCCUUUUUCGCUACGUACAUGCAAAGAACACGCAACUCAUCUGCUAAAUCUCCACUUGAAAGAUGCCUUGAAGGUACGCCCCAGAGAAACCGACGACGACUUUGCCGAAAAAAAGAAAUAUUUGGAUCAAAUUGUCGACAUCAGAAGGCAGUUUGGUUUAGAGAAAACGUCCCGCAGGGGUUCCCGACAUGCAAACUCUUGGGAAGAAGAAUUUUCCACAUCGACAGUGAAAAAGGAACUAACGCGUUUUGUAAAAGAAGAGGACAGCGAUGACGAUUUCUAUUGGGAUGAAGAGAACGAGCGAGAAAAAAAGGAAAAGGAACGGGAAGCGAAAUCAACCGAGGAGAAGGAACGAGACAGUAAAGAUGUCGAGGGAAAACUGAGAAAGCAAGCGCUGGCUCUGGCAGAACGCAAAUUGGCUCUUAGAACCAUGAGCCUCAAACUGGAGGAAGAAAAGCUGGAGUUAGAUAUGCUGGAAAGAACCGCCAGAUUAGAAAUGGAAAGGGCCGAAAGGGAGGCCUAUAGGCAAGUUGCCAUGCACAAUCAGUCAAUAAUCACAGCGCUGAUGGACAGGUACAACAGAGGCAAUGGAGGGAAUAAUCUCUGCAUUUUGUAACAUGCAUAGGAGGGUCAUUGUAUCAACGGUUUUAUUGGCAUUAAGAUUAUAUAUAAAAUGGUAUUAUGAUAUAAGUAUUCUACAGAUUGCAGCAGAUUUGGUAAGACUCGAAUAAGCGUUACAGUGAGGAAAUGCACGAGAAUCUACUUAUAUAACAGUGGGAAUAAAUAAUUUGUUAUCAGA